AUGAUGGACUUCCUAACUUCAGCUGGACUCAGUAAAGAUCCACAGGCGGUGCCGGAUAUUCGGGAAAUGAGCACAUGGAAAACGAUGGCCGAGGCCGAGAGAAUAAGAGGAUUAAGUUUAACAACCAUAAAGAGGGGAAAGGGACCAGAUACAUGUCUGUUGUUAGACAUUUCUGGCAGCAUGGAAGGGGACAUGUUUGAAGAGAUGAUAAAUACAGCCAAAACCUUCGUUAAUGGAAUUUCAGAGGUAGCGAAAGUGCUUGAGAUACAGGAGAACAUUGGAAUUGCUACAUUUGGAGAACAGACGAGAGUUGUGCAGCACAUGACUAACGACUACGAUAAAGUGUUAGAAGCACUAGAUUUACUGACCCCUGGAGGGCCCUCCCCUGUAUCUGCUGGUUUGUACAUGGCUCUGGCUUGCUGCUUAGGACAUGCUCCUCAUACUACAAUUCACGACAUUCCCGUCGCCCCCCGGAUCGUUUUUAUAACUGAUGGCAAAGGAACUCCCGACAUAAUAGCUUCUGGAGAAGACGAUUUUCCAACCAAUAAGGAAACAACCCUGAUGAAAUACCUCUGGUUGAAUGAGACAGUUGAGGAUUUGGAGAAAAGGAAACACAGAGUUUAUUGUGUAACGCUAGAAAAAACAGAGACGGAUAUGAUAGAAAUAAUCUGUAAAAAGACACAUGGGAAGAUAUACAAAUCAGAGGAAAUUGACAAGUUGGUUCGUAUGACACAAAACACAUUGCAGGCUAUUAUCAUGAUGAAACAGGGGCUGGAUUUUGAGAAUGCUGAUUUGUCUUGGAUGGAGAUACUGGGUUUGAGUGAUAACCCACUGCUCUCUGGUCUUGGACUCGGAAACAACUUUGAAGAAGUUGUUCAUCUGGGUAAAUACUUUAGUAGCCUUCAAGACAAUUCUGAAGAAAAGGUUCAUCGGGAACUUAAGGAGUCAGAUUUACCAUCCCUGGGAGCCAGGGUAAGAAGAGGACCGGACUGGAAGUGGGGGAAUCAGGAUGAAAAUGGUCCAGGGACCGUCAUCGGUCAUGACGGGGAGACUUGUGUAUGGGUAGAGUGGGACUCUGGACACAAAAACACCUACAGAUGUAAUCCACUUCUGGGUUACGACCUUUUGGUUGUGGACGAACCGCGAGUUCUCAAGGGAGAAAUGAUCGCCGUGGGUUGUCUGGUAGAGAGAGGAGAGCACUGGCGAUAUGGCGACCAAGAUGGCGGUAAAGGGAAUGUGGGAGUAGUCAUCAAUGUUAAAGAAAAUGGGCUGAUCAUAGUGAGAUGGCCAAACAGGGAGAAAGUAAGAUAUAAAUUUGGAUUCGAUGGAUUCUUUGAGGUGAAAAUAUGUGACCGUAAGAAUGUAUACGGAAGUGUUGGUUCGUUAAAAACCCAUGUUUGGGGUUCCGGAAGUGCACUAGGAGGGGAGACGGAUCUACCAUCAGAGGGUGCCACUGCUUCUGAUACUUCAAUUCUUGAAGAUCUUUCUGAUAAAGAGACGAUAGAGUCGAAAGAGGGGGACGAAAUCAAAGACAAAGACAUUAAUAAGACAAUGACGGUCGAGGAGCUGAAUAGAAGAAACAAUCAGAGGAGCGUUAAAAUCGAAGAUGCAAUGCCGUCAACUAGAGGGAGAAAAUCUGUCUCUGAUAUUCAAUGGCGAUAUCUAAAGGAUGACUUGUGGUGCGAGUUUUCCCAGGAUAACAGUAGGAAAAUAGAAAAGGCAUAUGGUCGGAAUACACAGGGAUCAACUAUUCUUGACCUCGAAGAGCAUGUAUGGAAAGUUUCCUUCUCUGAUAUGAAAAUGAAAUGUGAGAAAACACAUGCAACGAUGCUAAUUCAGCGGAAUGAAAUCAGAAAAUGACGAAAAAACGGACAACAACGCAUUGUGAUAAAUGAAUUAAAAUAAGACUAAUUCAAAGAUGUUGUAACAUGCAUUCAUGUAGUCUUUCAAGUAAUUAUUUUCCAUGUUAUUAGCUCACCUGAGCCAAAGACUCAAGUGAGCUUUCUGAUCAAAAUUUGUCCGUUGUCUGUCGUCGUUGUAGUUGGCGUCGUUGUUGCUUCACAUUUUCAUCUUCUUCUCCAGAACUACUGGGCCAAUUUCAACCAAACUUGGCACAGAGUAUCCUUGGGUGAAGGGAAUUCAAGUUUGUUCAAAUGAAGGACCACGCCUUCUUCCAAGGGGAGAUAAUUGAGAAUUCAUGAAAAAUUUAUGGCAUCUUUCAAAAAUCUUCUUCUCAAGAACCACUGCGUAAGAAAAUAUGAAACUUAUGUGGAAGCAUCCUCAGGUAGCAUAGACUCAAGUUUGUUCAAAUCAUGACCCCCGGGGGUAGGGUGGGGCCACAGUGGGCGAUCAAUGUUUUACAUAGGAAUACAUAGGAAGCAUUUUAAAAACGUUCUUCUCAAGAACAGCAAAGCCUUGAUUGGUCAUAUUUACAUGGAAGCAUCCUCAGGUAGUGUAGAUUCAAGUUUGUUCAAAUAAUGACCCCCGUGAGUAGGGUGGGGCCACAGUGGGCGAUCAAAGUUUUACAUAGGAAUACAUAGGGAAAAUAAUUAAAAAUCUUCUUCUCAAGAGCAGCAAUGUCAUGAUUGGUCAUAUUUAUAUGGAAGCAUUCUCAGAUGGUGUAGAUUCAAAUUUGUUCAAAUCAUGGCCCCCGGGACUAGGGUGGGGCCACAGUGCGCGAUCAAAGUUUUACAUAGGAAUACAUAGGGAAAAUCUUUAAAAACCUUCUCAAGAACAACAAAGCCAUGAUUGGUCAUAUUUAUAUGGAAGUAUUCUCGGGAAGUGUAGAUUUAAGUUUGUUCAAAUCAUGACCCCUGGGUGUAGGGUGGGGUCACAGUGGGUGAUCAAAGUUUUACAUAGGAGUUUAUAAGAAAAAUUUCAAAAAAUCUUCUCAAGAACAGCAAAGCUAUGAUUGGUCAUAUUUAUAUGGAAGCAUUUUCAGGUGGUGUAGAUUCAAGUUUGAUCAAAUCAUGACCCCGGGGUUAGGUGGGGCCACAAUGGACGAUCAGAGUUUUACACAGGAAUAUAUAAGAAAAUCUUAAAAAAUCUUCUUCUCUAGAACAGCACAGCCAUGAUUGGUCAUAUUUAUAUGGAAGAAUCCUCAGAUAGUGUAGAUUCAAGUUUGAUCAAAUCACGACCCUCAGGGAUAGGUAAGGGUCACAAUGAAAGUUUAAACUUGUAGGAAAAAAGUCACAGUUAGUCAAAAAAAAUAUGUUAGCAUCCUUAGUUAGUGUAGAUUCAAUUUUGUUCAAAUCAUACCCCCUCCCCUCCCUGUUAGGGGUAGGUCGGGACCACUUAUGCAUUUAAGCAUUGCAAUACUAAAAUGAUUUUUGCUUUUUGCCUAGCCACAAUGCUCAGGUGAGCGAUGUGGCCCCCGGGCCUCUUGUUUUUAUAUUGUUUUACGUCUAAGUAAUGAAUAAAGUAUGACAUUGUGUU
Messenger RNA from Saccostrea echinata, 3435 nucleotides. RefSeq lists its product as uncharacterized. The record is from RefSeq and is a predicted model, not a curated record. Gene Ontology annotation, cellular component: cytoplasm. The transcript is spliced from 16 exons. Gene Ontology annotation, molecular function: ubiquitin-protein transferase activity; metal ion binding. The coding region runs from base 1 to 1860 and encodes 619 amino acids. NCBI's taxonomy places the organism in Eukaryota, Metazoa, Mollusca, Bivalvia, Ostreida, Ostreidae. Gene Ontology annotation, biological process: protein ubiquitination.